ACAGUGAGUCAUAUCAGCUGCAAAAGUCUGAUCCACGUCAGUCUCUUUGGUGAUCUUGCCGAGAGACAAAAUCCACAUGCGAUUCAAUAAUUCUGAAUAGAAUAUUCAAUCGAUUCAUCUGAAUCCUUAUUCUGCUUACUUACUCAUAGUAUGACAUUUUAAUUCAGAUUCAAUCAAGAAAACCAUUUUUCUUGACUACCCAUCUUUCUUAUCAUCAUUCUCUACCCAGUUUCAGAAUUAAGAGAAAGACACAAGUAAUUUGUCUUGAUCACCCAUUAAUGGCUUCUCUGAGUUUGACCCAGAUCAGAGGCAAGAAUUCGGUUGCUGAGCUUGCUGCUUUGAGCCGUCCUUGUUUCUUGGCAACUCAGCGUCUUAAAAACAGAGUUGGAGUGUUGAGAGUGGCGUCUGAUGCUUCUGAGACUAAGGUAGAACCCGAUUUGAGUGUCACUGUAAAUGGAUUAAAAAUGCCCAACCCGUUUGUUAUUGGGUCCGGUCCACCUGGCACCAACUAUACAGUCAUGAAGCGUGCCUUUGAUGAAGGAUGGGGUGCUGUAAUCGCUAAAACUGUGUCACUAGAUGCAGAAAAAGUUAUUAAUGUAACCCCAAGAUAUGCACGGCUCCGAGCAGGUGUUAAUGGCUCAGCCAAAGGGCAGAUAAUUGGUUGGGAGAAUAUAGAACUCAUAAGUGACCGUCCUCUUGAAACCAUGCUGAAAGAAUUUAAACAAUUGAAAGAAGAAUACCCAGAACGGAUCCUCAUUGCUUCUAUCAUGGAGGAAUAUGACAAAGCUGCUUGGGAAGAACUUAUUGAUCGAGUAGAGCAAACUGGAAUUGAUGCCAUUGAAGUCAAUUUUUCAUGUCCUCAUGGUAUGCCUGAACGUAAAAUGGGUGCUGCAGUUGGCCAAGACUGUGGACUUUUAGAAGAGAUUUGUGGAUGGGUAAAUGCAAAGGCUACUGUCCCAGUAUGGGCAAAGAUGACUCCUAACAUCACUGACAUAACAGAGCCAGCUAGGGCAGCACUCAGAUCAGGAUGUGAGGGGAUUUCUGCCAUUAACACAAUCAUGAGUGUAAUGGGAAUCAAUUUGAAAACCUUACGGCCAGAGCCCUGUGUUGAGGGAUACUCAACUCCUGGUGGUUAUUCUUCUAAAGCAGUCCAUCCUAUUGCACUUGGGAAAGUUAUGAAUAUUGCCAAGAUGAUGAAAUCUGAAUUUAAUAUCGAUCAGUACUCACUUUCUGGUAUUGGAGGCGUCGAAACUGGCAGUGAUGCUGCCGAAUUUAUUCUUCUUGGAGCAAAUACAGUUCAGGUCUGCACCGGGGUUAUGAUGCAUGGAUAUGGCCUAGUGAAGAAACUCAAUGAUGAACUGAAGGAUUUUAUGAAAAUGCACAACUUCUCUUCUAUUGAAGACUUCAGAGGGGUAUCUCUCGAUUAUUUCACAACUCAUACAGAUUUGGUUCGCCGGCAAAAAGAAGCAAUUGAACAGAGGAAAGCUGUCAAAAGGGGUCUGCAGUCUGAUAAAGACUGGACAGGAGAUGGUUUUGUAAAAGAGUCAGAGAGCAUGGUUUCCAAUUAAUUUACCACAGUAUAGUAAGUUUUCUCUGUUGUACGACCGAAAUAAGUUGGAUAGCUACCUCAUGUUCUUUUGAUACCUGAAACAAGGAGAUUAUUACAGUAAUAAUUAGGUUGCUAUUUGGUGAUUGUCCUUUUAUUGUAUAGAAAAAUCUGAAACUGCCACAUUAAAAUGGAAUUAAAUGUCCCUGGAGUUUAUACAUGUCAUAUCUUUAUGAGAAUGAGACUGUUUGUGUCCAA
This is a messenger RNA of Ricinus communis (castor bean), 1804 nucleotides long. RefSeq names its product dihydropyrimidine dehydrogenase (NADP(+)), chloroplastic. Gene Ontology annotation, biological process: thymine catabolic process; uracil catabolic process. Gene Ontology annotation, cellular component: cytoplasm. Gene Ontology annotation, molecular function: iron-sulfur cluster binding; uracil binding; NADP binding. NCBI's taxonomy places the organism in Eukaryota, Viridiplantae, Streptophyta, Magnoliopsida, Malpighiales, Euphorbiaceae. Bases 279 to 1568 code for a protein of 429 amino acids. The transcript is spliced from 7 exons. The record is from RefSeq and is a predicted model, not a curated record.